Molecule: messenger RNA, 1480 nt
Organism: Limulus polyphemus (Atlantic horseshoe crab)
Lineage: Eukaryota; Metazoa; Arthropoda; Merostomata; Xiphosura; Limulidae
Product: probable DNA double-strand break repair Rad50 ATPase
Exons: 10
Coding region: 197-1480 (427 amino acids)
Source: RefSeq, a predicted model, not a curated record
UGAGUCAUUUCGGUCAGAUGAUAAGGUAUUUGAGAGCAUGAUCAGAAUCUGUGUGAGUUGUAACUGUACGCUUAGUUAACACUGUUGAAAAACUAAUAUAUUUUUAUUUAAUAACAAAAUGUAAUUCUAGGAAUGGACGUAAAACUAGUGGCUGACGUUGAUACUAAUACUAGUAAUCUUCUGAACCACGUAUAUUAUGGCAGUCGAUGAUGAAAGAACUGAAAUUAUUGAACGCUUUCAUAAAGAGGGCCUUGACCAUAAGCUACCAGAUCAUAUAAAACUAGUACAUGUGUGGAGGUGGCUUGUGGAUGCUGAAACUAACUGUAUAUCACUGCGUCAUCAACUGGACAAAGUUCGUCGUCAACAAGGAGAGGAACUGAAGGAAGUUGACAUUUAUGUUGAACGUAUAAGAAAGUUGUCAGAUCAAAAAAUAUAUGAACUAGAAGAAGAAAAUAAAAGACUUCGAGAUGAACUUGAUUUAGAAGACAGAGAAAAUGGGGAAAUUGUGAGCCGUGAAAUACGACAGAUGUUAAUCCAAGAAGGACUCUCUGAAAUUGCAAACUUGGGUGUUAGUGAGCAGUUUGCCUAUCUUAUUGUUGAAAGAACAAGAAUGAAAGAGGAAUUAGAACAAGAAAGAGAGAGUCGAUAUAAGCGAGAACAUACACCAUGGAUGACAUCAAACCUUCCAGAUAGUGUUAAGCUUAACUCUCCUCAAGUACAAAAGAUGUUAGAACAACAAAAAGAUGAAUAUGAAGAAGAACUGAAGCAUCAGCAGGAAACCAUGCGCCUCCUGAAACAACAGUUAAGGCAGUUUCAUGAAAAUGAAUUAUCCCAAGUUAAACAAGAAAAGUCUUUAAUAGAAGAAGAAUUAAUUAGUGCCAAAAAGAAGAUAGAAGCUCUAGUUCAUCAGUUGGCCAAAAGUGAAGAUCGUGGAGAAGAAACAGAAUUAUUAUGGAUAAGGAAUAUUUUGAAUGGUGGUCUCCAGCAGCAGGUUGAUGAGCUAGAACUAGAACGAGAUGAGUUAAAAUGUCGUUGUCAUGAACAACAGAGGAAUAUCAGGGAACUGGGAGAACGGAUACGCUUGUUAGAAAAAACCAACACACAGUUAGAGUUAGAUAAUGAAACUUUAGCUUACAAACUUUCAGAAUCUCUUGUACAGUAUGAUGAACUAGAGGAUUACCUAAGAAAGGAGAAAACCAAAGCAAGAAGAGAAUCCAUGGUGGUGCAGAAAUCAUCACAGAUGGACUCUUUUCACUCCUCUUUGGAUUACAGAAAAUCUUCACAUCAGGAAUCGGUCAUGGCCGAGAAAAUUGAACGACUUCAGGGUGAAAUUAAUCAACUCCAGACUCAGCUUUCUUCAGAGGGGCAACAGCUUGAGAUAUUUACACUUAAGUAUGAGCAAAGAAAAGCCAGGUAUAAAGAAAGGAUGCGCCAGCUCAAGGAUUACAUUACAAGAGAUCAUACAUAUUCAAGUGUAUGA